Messenger RNA from Daphnia magna, 2334 nucleotides. Its product is annotated as galactosylceramide sulfotransferase. The record is from RefSeq and is a predicted model, not a curated record. Gene Ontology annotation, cellular component: membrane. Bases 440 to 1684 code for a protein of 414 amino acids. The transcript has 5 exons. NCBI's taxonomy places the organism in Eukaryota, Metazoa, Arthropoda, Branchiopoda, Diplostraca, Daphniidae. Gene Ontology annotation, biological process: glycolipid biosynthetic process. Gene Ontology annotation, molecular function: galactosylceramide sulfotransferase activity.
CGAGUAUAGACGGGCCACUUGUUAACUAUCCAGUAGUCUUGUGUUGCGCGCACCAGGUGAUAGAAAUCAUACGCAUGAGGUGUUUUACAGUUCGUUCCGAGAGAAUCCCUCAGCUCUCCUUAUUUUCUAUCGGCUUCCGUCUCUCAGUGCCAUCGGUCCCAUACAAAGUGUUUGUCUUCCAGCCGCAAUCAAAUCAGUCUGAACUGCGCUGUCGGUCCCGUUGAACGUGCGCGCGCGACAACCAGUUUUUUUUGGGGGUUUUGUUUGUCCGUGUUUGACUUGUUGUUUGUUUUCUUUUCGUUCUGAAGAAGAACCAAGAGCAGAAAAGAAUUUGGUUUUGUUUCAAAACAUAUCGCUGGUUUAGAACGUCCCACUGUGUGGCCGUACGAUUUGCAGAUCGUUGAACGCCUUCGUUUUUUUGUUUUUAAUUUGCAUCGAGAUGAUCAAAUUAAACGGCCAUUUCGGCUCGAUCCGUGGGCGAUUCUCCAUUCGCCAUUUGUUUUUGUUUAGCGCUUCGGCUUUGCUGGUCAUUGUCACGUACAGGCCUUACAGCAACAACAACAACAGCGCCGUCGUUGCCGACAAUAGCCAAGUCAUCGAUUUCGAUCGUCCCACCAGCAAGGAAUGCCGGCCAGUUAACAAAAUCGCCUUCAUGAAAACGCACAAGUGCGCUAGUUCGACCAUCGAGAACAUACUGUUCAGGCACGCAUUGCGAGAGAACCUGAACGUGGCCAUGCCGUUGAAGGGCAACUACCUUUCGCGGACGGAGUUAUUCAAUCGGAGUUCCGUUCUGAAUACACCGUGGGGGGGUUUGGCCGUGGACAUUUUCACGUUGCACAACCGCUGGAAUCGCGAGCAAGUCAUGGCUCUCAUGGGUCCGUCGACGUUCGCUUUCAGCGUCGUUCGCGAUCCCGUUGACCAGUUCGAAUCGCUCUACAAUUACAUGGGUUUGAGCGCCACUUACAAGACGGAUUUGAAAGGAUUCGUUCGGCUCUUGCGAACCAAUCAGAGCGUCAUCAAUCACAAGCCGCGCGGCGGGUUAGGCCGUUUCGGCCGCAAUCAGAUCGCGUUUGAUUGGGGAGUGUCUCCGAAAUUAUUCGAUAAAGACCCGGACGUGAUUCGCGAUCGCAUUCAGCAGCUGGACGACGAAUUUGAGUUGGUGCUCAUCGCUGAAAGGAUGGAGGAGUCGCUCGUCCUGUUGGCUGAUCGACUCUGCUGGCCUUUGGAGUACGUUACUCACCUGGACCUGAACGUGAGAAAACCGGAGCGAACGGUGCGACUUGAAGAGAGCGAGCGCCACGUUCUCGGCCGCUGGCUCAAUUUCGACACGGACAUUUACGAGCAUUUUUGUCGCCGAUUUGAUGACCACGUUGCCCGUUUCAACUCUUUCGGCCAGCCCGAUCGAAUGGAGGAACAGGUGCGACUACUUCGCCAGUUCAACCUCAGACUGCGGGAGCGUUGCGUGAUCCAGCGUGUCGGCAACGAAAAGCUCCGGGGCAAGUUUCUGGAAACGCACAACGACACUUUCGGUUAUCUCAUCCAGCCGAACAAGCCAGACUGUGACCCGUAUGCCAUGAGUGAGCCGGCCUACCUGCGCCUGUUCCGCGAGAAAUUGAAUCGACGUGCCAAAAUGGCUCUGAAAAGGAAUCCGUUCGUGCAUGCGCCUUCCAUUAGGACAAAAUGAGUUCUCUAUAUACGUCAGCCAAAAAUGAAUGGGCUUCUCUACUAAAGAAAAGAAAAGAAAAGAAAAAAAGGAACGUGAAUAGAAGAAAAGGCACACAUAAAAAUGUGAAAACCAAAACGACAACAAACAAAACAAAAAAUAAUAAUAAUAAUAAAAUAUUUAAUAUUUAUGGAUUGACCAAGUUUCAAUGAUUGAAGCGCCCCGGCUCUUUGUGCUGCUACCAUGCUGGCCCUGGUGGUCUCCCUUUCACUAUAAGCAUUUGUUGAUUCAUUGCACACCGAUUUAUGCCGCCUCCAUUUUCAAGUUUCAUUUUCAAAUGUUCGAAAGCUCGUGAAUUCGAUUCUUGAUUGUAAAUUAUGACCCUCGAUUGAAUAUAUUUAUUUAUAUACGUACGUAUAUAAUGGAAAGACUUGAUUUUUGGUUCAGAGAUUAUACCAACUUGAAGCUCAAGGGUAAUAAACUCUCUCCAUGUGAAUGCUUAAUGUUUCUCUUUCGUUUUCCUUUUGCUUCGUUUCUAAUUCCUCGUUUUUGCCUUUUGCCAAGUGAAUGGUGAUGCGUGUUUUUGUGUGUGUGUUUUGUGUGUGUGUGACAUUUGCUGGCAGUAAAACGUGCUGGUGUCUCGGAACAAAAUACAGGUGUUAUUUAUUGCA